This is a messenger RNA of Brugia pahangi, 2847 nucleotides long. Lineage: Eukaryota; Metazoa; Nematoda; Chromadorea; Rhabditida; Onchocercidae. The record is from the annotation of a GenBank genome assembly.
AUGUCCUUAGUGGAAACUGGUUGGCGACAGUUUACUUUUUUUGAAAAGCACAAUGUUUAUGAUCCGAAUAAUCCAAAAUGCAGGUUUAAUGGAUUAAAGAAUCUUAAGGCAUUUCGUUCUGUAUCUGGUGUUGGAUUCACAGUAUUCGGAGAACCAUGUGGUGCAAUAUUCAAAUUAUCGCGCAAUUUGGAGGAAUACUGUUGGAUUGCUCACAAACAUUCACUGGCCGAUAUAGCUCUUGCUGGUCUUAUUCUUGCGACGGUUGGAGAAGAUGAAGAAGGGAUUAAUUCAUUAGUUAAAUUAUGGCAAUUAGAUCGAAUUGAGAAAGACGCGCCAUUUUGUAUACGCGUAAUACGUGUAUGUCCUCUGUUAGGUGUUGGACGUAGUACGCGAGCAUGUGCCAUAGCGUUAGACUCAUCUUUACAACAUAUUGCUGUUGGCUUUGUUGAUUCCUCCGUUGUUUAUUCUGCAACUAAUAUCAAAGAAAAAUCUGGCAAAUGGCUUACUGUGGUUAAUGGUUCAAGUUCAGGACCAGGCGACGAAAUAACAGGUGUUUUCCUUACGUGGACUGCUACUCAAGAUCUAUGUAUCUUGUAUUGUUUAACGCCGACAUCUGUAUUGUCUUUUUCAAUUGCUAAUAAAACUGUUACAAAUAAGGUUGUACACGAUGCUAAAGGUUGUUUGCGUGACUGCUGGAGUUUUAAUGAAACGCGAAAUCAACUUAUUGUGGGUAGUACUGAGAUGGUACACUUCUAUGAAGCAGAACGGAGUUUGACAGCUGAUCCUGACAGCGGUAAAGGUCGUUGCCAUGCUCUUGGUCGAAGCAAUGAAAAAAUUCAAUUAAUUGCAUUUGAUUACCACGUUGCAUUACUUACACGACAGCCAACUGCUAUACCAUCGUCAAAUGAAAUAUGGACAUAUGUUGUCUCAAUAUAUGAUACUGAAGGGCAGUGUGUUGCAUUUUCGUGCGCUAUUCCAGCUGUUUCAAGGAUGUUUUUGUUGGAUAAUGUGUUAAUGGUGCUUAGUCAAGAUGGAACACUUUCAGCUCUUACAGAAAAAAGCAUUAGUUCAAAAUUGGAUAUUUUGUUCAAGAAAAAUUUGUAUGACCUCGCUGUUGGGGUUGCCAAGAGAAGUUCAGUUUCUUCGGAACAUCUUCCUGAAAUUUAUAAGAAAUAUGGUGAUUAUUUGUACAGAAGUGGAGAUUUUGAAAAUGCAGUACAGCAGUACACGGAAACUGUCGGAUACCUGGAACCAUCAUAUGUUAUUAAAAAGUUCCUGGAUGGUUCUCAUAUAAAAGAAUUGUGUAUGUAUUUAGAAGUACUUCACGCUAAAGGUAAAGCAAACAGUCAUCACACGACCAUAUUAUUGAACUGUUAUACUCGUUUGACAGCACAUGAUAAAAUUCGUGAUUUUAUUGACCGUAAUUUUGAAUGCAAUAUUGAAACAGCUGUUCAGGUGCUGCGUGCAGCAAAUUUUACAACGGAAGCAUGUCAUCUCUGCACGAAGCAUAAGCAUCAUGAUGCGCUGUUAAGUAUCUUGAUUGAAGAUCGAGCCGAUUAUAAAUCUGCGCUUAAAUACAUUGCUAAACUAGAAACUCCUCAGAUUGAGGAAUGCUUGGAAAAAUUCGGAAAAUGCUUAUUGAUAAACAGCCCUGAAGAGACGAUGAAGUUGUUGUCAGAUAAAGCAUGUUUCAGUCAAAUCAAUUCUCUUGCUUUGAUGAAGGUUUUCAUUGGAUUACCUACACAAUGUACCAGAUUCAUAGAGACAGCACUAAAGAAGGAUAAGAAAAAUAAUGAAAAGUUGCGUAAUUUACUACUGGAGCUUCGCCUUCGUCAGUGGGCACUACGUGACGAGGAAAUUAUGGAAUUAAUCACAGACGAAAAUUUGGAAGAAUCCUUGGAAUUAUGUCAACUAUUCAAUUAUAUCCCUGGAAUCAUUUAUAUAUAUAAGAAGAUGAAAAGAUAUGAUAAACUUAUCGAAUACUACAUGCGACAAAAUAAGCUCAGAGAAAUUGUUGAAUUCUGUGAAGAAAAAAACAGUCGUGACCUAUGGAUCGACACAGUAGUGUUCGCUUCUCGUGGAAAGGAUGUAGAUCCCGACGCAAUAAAAUUUUUACUUGAACGAAUUGAGGCGACGAAUAGCAUCCAUCCACUCGUUGUUCUCGAAAUUCUUUCUAAAAGUGACAAAAUUUGUGUUGGUCACGUGAGAGAUUAUAUUGUCAAUUGGAUGGAGAGACAAAAUGCUCAGGUUGAGAAGGAUGAAGAAGCCAUUCUCGAAGAGGAGACGAAAAUGGCCGAAAUUGAGGAACAAAUUGACAGUAUUACUUACAAAGUGCAAAUUUUUCAAAUGAACAAAUGUUCUGCAUGUGACACCUCUCUUCAAUUACCUGCUGUACAUUUCCUAUGCAAACAUUCCUACCAUGCUCACUGCCUGGAAUCAUAUAGUGAAAAGGCUGACUAUUGCCCAGCUUGUAUGCGAAACAGCUUUAAUGAAAGGAUGCAAAGUGAUGAGGGGAAAGACUUCUCCACACGUAGCGCUUAUAUUCAAUUUCAGAAUGAGGUAAACGAAUCAGUCGAUUGUAUGACCCUCAUUUCUUCGUAUAUUGGUGACGGACUUUUCGAUCCGUGGUCAAAGGGUCCUCAGUCGGAUACUAGUGCAACGAACAAAAUAAAUGUAAAUCAGUUCGAGGAUCAGUCAUCCGAAAAAACAAUUUCAAUGAGCACAACAAUAUCUAAUCCUUUUCUUACUCCAAAAACGAUGAAUUCAGGUACAGCAAAAUCUGUGCAAUCUACCAAUCCUUUUGAUGUUCAUGAUGAUUCCAAGAAUCCCUUCGAAGAGGACUUAUGA